AUGAAGCCUGAAGACUUACCCAAUUCGCCACACGGCGGUUCCAUUGCGGAGGCAAUCCCAAUUCCGGCUUCUCCCCUGAUGGAAUUCUUCGAGGAAUUCCCUCAAUCGUUCGAAUUCAAGGCGUCUGAUGUGUCAUCGCCGCCGGUGGCGGCGGUGGUGGUUGGGGUUUCUCCUCCAUCUCUUCCAAAGCCGCUGGCGAUUCUGCACGAGACUCCCAUCCCGCCGUUUCUGUCGAAGACGUUCGACCUGGUGGACGACCGAGGUCUGGACGCCGUGAUCUCGUGGGGAGCCGAUGGGGUGAGCUUUGUGGUUUGGGAUCCGGUCGAGUUCUCCAGAACCGUGCUCCCUCGCAACUUCAAGCACAACAAUUUCUCCAGCUUCGUUCGCCAGCUCAAUACUUAUGGAUUCCGCAAGAUCGAUGCUGACAAGUGGGAGUUUGCAAACGAAGGCUUUCAACAAGGUCAAAAGCAUCUUCUUCGAAAUAUCCAGCGGCGGAAGUCACCAUCAUCAUCUCAGCCAACCAGUGGCUAUGUUGUUGGGUCCUCUGGUGAAGCAGCAGGGAAGUCCAGGCUGGAGAGUGAGGUGGAGAGGCUGAGGAAGGAGAGAGGAGCAAUGAUGCAGGAAGUUGUAGAACUUCAGCAGCAGCAAAGAGGAUCCAUUGAGCAUAUGGAGACGGUCAACAAGAGGAUUCAUGUAGCUGAGCAGAGACAGAAGCAGAUGCUUUCCUUCCUGGCAAAGCUGUUCCAAAAUCCAGGAUUCCUCGACAGACUGAAGGAAAGCAAGGAGGACCGUCAACAAGGCAGCAUAGGAGGAGGAUCAAAGAGGAAGAAGUUCCUCAGACAAAGUCAAGGUGAAGCGAGUGGAAGCUCUACAUCUGUUCAAGGGAAGAUGAUAAAGCACGAGUCUGAUUCUGUUCCUAUGGAGGAGGAGCUAUCACCUGAUUAUGUCUUGCAAAACAUGGCAGAAGGAGGUGCAGACAGAGAAGGUUUGCCAUUUGAGCUUGACUCUUUUGUAUCAACAGAUGAAUUGGCUGCUGCAGGGCAGGAAUUCAUAAUCCCCUCUGAGGAGAUUGAGGAUCAAUGUUAUAAAGGGAAGGAUGUGGUGAUGGAUUCACAGCAAGAACUCGGUCCUGAAUAUUUCAUCUCCUAUCCUGACGAUUUGGGAAUGCAGCAGGAGGAAUUCACACUUCCUGCAGUCUCAAGUCCAGGCUUCGAAAGCGUAGUUAAGCAAGAGGUUGAUGUAUGGAGCAUGGGAUUCGACACUCAUCCGAUCAUGGCUACCAGUCCAGGGAACGAGCUAUGGGAGUUUGGAGUUACAGGUGGGUUCUCUGACGUCUGGGAUUUAGGUUCCACACAAGCAGCAGAAAGAAGUUCAGGGGUGGACAAGCAGCUGCUGUUUGAUGAGAGCUUACUACCUGAUAUUAGUUCUGCUCAGCAGCAGGAUGCUGGGAGUUUAAAAAGAAGUUAG
Molecule: messenger RNA, 1467 nt
Organism: Linum trigynum
Lineage: Eukaryota; Viridiplantae; Streptophyta; Magnoliopsida; Malpighiales; Linaceae
Source: the annotation of a GenBank genome assembly